AUGAAGACAAGCAGAGAUCUCUUUGCUAGAUUGCUGAUUUUGUCAAAAACUCGCGAAAUCAACCUGAAAGAGUUGCUCUCGUAUAGCCUGAGUGAUUAUCCGCUUUCGUUGGCAACUGUUAAUGGAGGUCUAGUGAAGACAGCAAAAGCCAAAAUGUUCGAAAUUUUAGAAGGUAUGGCUCUUAACAGUGGCGGAAUUCACUUUUUCCGGGGGGGGCGGCGAAGCCUUCAAAAUUUCCGACAAAACUUUCAAAGUUUGUAGCCCUUUUAUAGGUCAAAAUUUCCGAAAAUUCGUCAUUUUCCACGAAGGUGGUGGGGAGGGGGCACCCCACCAAGAUUUCCGCCACUGGCUCUUAAUCCAGUUAUAUAUAUGCCGAAGACAUAGGAGAACGUAAUGCACUUAUCAUUGACGUAAUGGCUGUUAUACAAAUGAUGAACGGCAAGUGCCAAGUGGAAAACAUUUGCAGAGUUUGCAAAUUCCUUAUUUAGCCAUUUGGUAAAGCUAGCACUACAAUGGAAAGCUACCAGACUAGAUUUUGUCGCUGGUAGAUACCCUGAAGUAAGCAUAAAAAAUGCAUAGCGGAGAAGGAGGGCGUCGGAAGGUGUCCAGAGAGUUCAGAUACUUAGAAAGGACCAAAGCGUCCCCAAACAGUGGAAGAAAUAUAUGAGCUGUGGAAAAAAAUAAAGAAUCGUUGAUCGCAUUUCUGUGUGAUUAUUGGAGUACGUAUCAGUCCUCGUGUCUGUGCUACAUAGAAUGCCUGUACAUCACGUCAAAGUGUAAAUGCCACUUGCUAACAACUGGAUCUUCCCCGAAUGAUUGUGUCCUACAUCAUGAAGUUCCUGAACUUCAAUGUGAUCACGAAGAAGCCGAUACACGUUUACUUCUUCAUUCAAAUCAUGCAGCCAAAACUCAUGACACCAUCAUUGUUAAAAUCCCGGACACAGAUGUGUUUUUGCUUUGUAUUGCCAUGUGGAGGACAAUUGGCAAGAAAUUCCACGUGAUGGUAGGGACAGGUAACAUAUUUCGAAUUAUAGAUACUUCAGCCAUAUCUGACGUACUUGGACAAGAGCUAUGCUCUUGCUUGCUGGGAUUUCAUGCCGUUUCAGGUACACAGAUUUUUUGUAUAUUGCAUACGUUAGGUGUACGCGGUAAGGAAUUACAAAAACUAAAAGAACGAUUUUUUUAUAUUUUGAUAGGUUGUGACUCCACAAGUGUCUUUUGCGGAAAAGGAAAAGCGAAGCCAUGGAAGAUAUUUCAGGACAAUACAGACUUCGUUCAAAGUUUCUGCGAUCUGGGAAAAUCGUCCACUCUAUCACAGGAUCUUGUCAUGUCGCUGAAUGUUUUUGUUUGUUUGCUGUACGGCGACAAUGAGUGUCGAUACAGUCUUUUCAAAGCAGAAAUGUUCAGAUGA
This is a messenger RNA of Paramuricea clavata, 1411 nucleotides long. The record is from the annotation of a GenBank genome assembly. NCBI's taxonomy places the organism in Eukaryota, Metazoa, Cnidaria, Anthozoa, Malacalcyonacea, Plexauridae.